Trichechus manatus latirostris (Florida manatee) is the source of this 1241-nucleotide messenger RNA. It is a transcript of the gene GSX2, whose product is annotated as GS homeobox 2. The transcript is spliced from 2 exons. Gene Ontology annotation, cellular component: nucleus. Gene Ontology annotation, molecular function: sequence-specific double-stranded DNA binding; DNA-binding transcription factor activity, RNA polymerase II-specific. The record is from RefSeq and is a predicted model, not a curated record. Bases 315 to 1208 code for a protein of 297 amino acids. NCBI's taxonomy places the organism in Eukaryota, Metazoa, Chordata, Mammalia, Sirenia, Trichechidae. Gene Ontology annotation, biological process: regulation of DNA-templated transcription.
GCGGCUUCUGUUGUGACUCGGGCAGCCUAUCCCGAGGGUGGGGAGCUGCCGAGGAACCGGAGCCGAGCGGUACUCCGCAGCAUCACGUGCCGGGGUGGGGGGCUAUAAAAUCCCGGAGCCGGGGCGCCAGGCGGGCGAGGUGAGGACCAGCCCUCUCCGGGGACCCCUUUGUUCGCGUCCCAGACACCGGCACCUCCGCGUCCCCAAGGGCUUGACCGCCAGAGUCCGCGCCGCACCGGGGGCAGAGCUCAGAACCGGAGAGAGCAGGGGGCGCCGCUGCCGGCCCAGCCCUCUAGCCACCCACCCCUCCCGACAUGUCGCGCUCCUUCUAUGUCGACUCGCUCAUCAUCAAGGACUCCUCCCGGCCUGCGCCCUCGCUGCCUGAGCCGCACACUGGGCCAGAUUUUCUCAUCCCGCUGGGCAUGCCAUCCCCGUUGGUGAUGUCCGUGUCCGGUCCUGGCUGCCCAUCCCGUAAGAGCGGCGCGUUCUGUGUGUGCCCGCUCUGCGUCACUUCGCACCUGCACUCCUCUCGAGGGCCCGCGAGUGCUGGCGGCGUAGGCGCAGGGGCUGGGGGAGCUGGGGCCGCGGGGGGCGCAGGGGCCUUACCCCUGCUCAAGAGCCAGUUUUCUUCGAGUCCUGGGGACGCGCAGUUUUGCCCGCGGGUAAGCCACGCGCACCAUCACCACCACUCACCGCAGCACCACCAUCACCACCACCAGCCCCAGCAGCCCAGCUCGGCAGCGGCGGCGGCGGCAGCGGCGGCGGCGGCGGCGGCGGCCUUGGGGCAUCCGCAGCACCAUGCACCUGUCUGCGCCGCCACCACCUACAACGUGGCGGACCCGCGGAGAUUCCACUGCCUCACCAUGGGAGGCUCGGAUGCCAGCCAGGUACCUAAUGGCAAGAGGAUGAGGACGGCGUUCACCAGCACGCAGCUCCUGGAGCUGGAACGCGAAUUCUCUUCUAACAUGUAUCUGUCUCGACUCCGGAGGAUCGAAAUCGCCACGUACCUGAACCUGUCGGAGAAGCAGGUGAAAAUCUGGUUUCAGAACCGCCGGGUGAAGCACAAGAAGGAGGGGAAGGGCACGCAGAGGAACAGUCACGCGGGCUGCAAGUGCGUCGGCAGCCAGGCGCACUACGCGCGCUCCGAAGACGAGGACUCCUUGUCGCCGGCCUCGGCCAACGACGACAAGGAGAUUUCCCCCUUAUGAGGGCGGGCCGCCCCACCUCCCUCCACCUGCUCC